Messenger RNA from Eruca vesicaria subsp. sativa (arugula), 2008 nucleotides. NCBI's taxonomy places the organism in Eukaryota, Viridiplantae, Streptophyta, Magnoliopsida, Brassicales, Brassicaceae. The record is from the annotation of a GenBank genome assembly.
CGAAACUUACAAAGACUCUGUUAUUGCAUGAGACUUGUGAGCUUAAACUAGAGAAACAGUGUGCAAGAGAGAGAGAGAGAGAGAGAGAUGUCGAGGAUAACUGUAGGGAACGAAUCACUUGUUGGGUCUUUGACUCCAUCCAACAAGAAAUCUUACAAAGUGACCAAUAGGAUUCAAGAAGGGAAGAAGCCUCUGUAUGCUGUUGUUUUUAACUUCCUUGAUUCUCGUUUCUUCAAUGUCUUCGUCACUGCUGGUGGAAACAGGAUUACUCUCUACAAUUGUCUUGAAGAUGGAGCCAUAUCUGCAUUGCAGUCCUAUGCUGAUGAAGAUAAGGAGGAGUCGUUUUACACUGUAAGCUGGGCGUGUGGCGUUAAGAACAACCCAUUUGUUGCGGCUGGAGGAGUGAAAGGCAUAAUCAGAGUCAUUGACGUCAACAAUGAAAAGAUUCAUAAGAGCCUUGUGGGCCACGGGGAUUCAGUGAACGAAAUCAGGACACAGCCGUUGAAACCACAACUUGUGAUUACUGCUAGCAAGGAUGAAUCUGUUAGAUUGUGGAAUGUUGAAACUGGGAUAUGUAUUCUGAUAUUUGCUGGAGCCGGAGGUCAUCGAUAUGAAGUUCUAAGUGUGGACUUUCAUCCCACUGAGAUUUUCCGUUUUGCUAGUUGUGGCAUGGACACCACUAUUAAGAUAUGGUCCAUGAAAGAGUUUUGGACAUAUGUUGAAAAGUCAUACACAUGGACGGAUGAUCCGUCCAAAUUCCCAACAAAAUUUGUACAAUUCCCUGUAUUUACUGCGUCAGUUCAUACAAACUAUGUAGAUUGUAACCGUUGGUUUGGUGAUUUUAUUCUUUCAAAGAGUGUGGACAAUGAGAUUUUGUUGUGGGAGCCACAACUGAAAGAGAACUCUCCUGGAGAGGGUACUUCAGAUGUUCUACAAAGAUACCCGGUUCCAAUGUCUGAUAUUUGGUUUAUCAAGUUCUCUUACGACUUCCAUCUCAGUUCUCUUGCAAUAGGGAACCAGGAAGGAAAGAUUUUUGUCUGGGAUUUAAAAAGUUGCCCUCCUGUUUUGGUUACAAAGUUGUCACACAAUCAAUCCAAAUGUGUGAUCAGGCAAACCGCUAUGUCCGUUGAUGGAAGCACAAUUCUUGCUGCCUGCGAGGACGGGACUAUAUGGCGUUGGGACGUGAUUACCAAGUAGCAAACUGAGUCUUCUAGGAACUGAUGGAUUAUGAGUCUGGAAGAAGAAGAUGCAUGUUGUUUUGUUGUAACUCAUAUAUAUAUCAUAUUACAAUUUGGGAAAGUUUAUUGCUAUUCAUUCCCUGAACCUUAAGAUGCUAUUUAUAGCCUCAAUAACUUCACUUUUGUGUCUUUAAAACCUUUAUUGAGAUAUAUAUCAUAAUCUUCUGUUCAAUACACAAUGCUGUAUCCAGCAGCUUUAUUGCAAGAACCACUCUCUUUCAUAAGCCUUCUAGUCUUCAAAGCAUUGUCCCAAUCUCCAGUAUCUGCAUACACACUUGCCAAAUUAAUAUAAUUGACCGGUUUCUUUGGUUCCAUACUCAGAAGCUGCGCAGCUGCUACUUCGCUGAGUUGCAUGUUCCCAUGCCUCCUGCAUGCAUCAAGAAAAGCUCCCCAUGCUGAUGAGCUAAGAUUUGUAGUGAUGCCAUUUUUACUUCUUAUCAGUUCAUAAGCUUCUUCCAAGUUGCCACCGCGUGCAAGCAUGUCUACGAUGCAAGAUAAGUGCUCUUCUCGAGCUUUGAUACCGUACUUGUUAAUCAUUGCGUUGAAAACCUUCCAGCCAAGUUCGGUUUCCCCUGUAUGGCUACAAGCUGAGAGGAGAGCAAGAAACGUGACGUCAUUCGGUUUGGUUCCUUCAUGCUGCAUUCUGUUAUAAAGAUCAAUUGCUUUCUUUACAUUCCCAUGUCUUCCAUAUCCUGAAAUCAACGAGGUCCAUGAUCUCACAUCUUUCUCUUUCAUCUCUUCGAAAGCAAGAACUGCAUCCUCAAUCUCCC